AUGCCUGCCUUUCUUCCUAAAGAAAAGAAAUAUACAAGUGAACAAGCAAAUGACAAUCGAAUGAUUACUGUUAUUAGGUGGAUUGUGGAAGCAGCAAAUGGACGUCUCAAACAAUUCAAAUAUCUAGAUAAGAUUGUUCCAAAUUCUACUCUUCCUUACAUAUUUGAUUACAUUUCUAUUGUUGCAGCUCUGAUCAAUGCAUUUCAAGCUCCUUGCAUUCAAGAUACAACAAAUGAUCAAUAUAUUGCAGGAGAAAUGCUUCAAAGGAGAAAUAAAAAGAAUGUCUUGGAGGAGAAAUUGAAUGACAAAGAAUUUCUUAAAGUGGAAAAGUGGGAGAAGAUGGAAGGUGCUACAGAUACUCCAAAAUUUCCACCUAUGGGGUUAGCUGAAUUAAAUGACAUUACUCUUGGAGUCUUCUCUGUCAAACAAGCCAUUUCUUAUGUUAACGAGCAUAUAGAUGAAAAUGGACUAUGA
Molecule: messenger RNA, 474 nt
Organism: Didymodactylos carnosus
Lineage: Eukaryota; Metazoa; Rotifera; Eurotatoria; Philodinida; Philodinidae
Source: the annotation of a GenBank genome assembly